This is a messenger RNA of Pseudogymnoascus destructans, 1201 nucleotides long. RefSeq lists its product as uncharacterized. The transcript is spliced from 2 exons. The record is from RefSeq and is a predicted model, not a curated record. Gene Ontology annotation, molecular function: carbohydrate:proton symporter activity. Gene Ontology annotation, biological process: carbohydrate transport; transmembrane transport. Gene Ontology annotation, cellular component: membrane. NCBI's taxonomy places the organism in Eukaryota, Fungi, Ascomycota, Leotiomycetes, Thelebolales, Thelebolaceae. Bases 629 to 1201 code for a protein of 190 amino acids.
AAUUCCUAACAUAUACGAGAGAAGAGUGCGAGUCUUUAUUUACUCUUCUCGUCGUACGGAUCAAGGGAUACACCAUCCAGCUCCCUUGAUCCCAGUGGUGCGGAGAUAUGCUGAUCGAUUCCCAUAGCUGAAGGCCCUCACAUAUUUAAGUGGGUUCCAAACUGUGGAGUCGCUGCCAUCUUCAAACCUCCGCGGUGGGGAGAAUGCAACCAUGACCCUUUGACGGGCUCCGUGGUAACGCCGGCCAUGACGAGUCGCCAAAAACGUGGAUGGUGGCACUAAUCCCCGUCAAGCGGGGUCUAUCAAUCCUACCCUCUCGCCAUUCCCCCUAUUGUGUUGGAGUACGGGGGAAUAGCGUCCGAGCAGAUCAUCAGGUGAACUUCCAUACCAGGCGCGUAGUGGCCGACUUGUUCAAAAAAUCGGUCCUACUCGAGUUUACACCUGACGCGAUCCCCACGUCUCCACAUCUCCAGCUCUGCAUUUUUCUCAUAUAACGCCAGCUUCCCCUCAUCCUCGCGUGCCUCUGAUUCUUUUGUUCCCCUACGCUUCCGAGACUCUUGAGGGGUUCGAUUCCGCUGGGAGAGAACACAAAUACGCUGAACUGCGUUCGUCCUUUGGAUUCUGCAAAAUGUAUACCGUGGGAAACAUAUACGUGAUUACGGCCGUCGCCGUUAUUGGCGGCGGUCUGUUUGGUUUUGACAUUGCUCCCAUGUCUGCCAUUAUCUCUACUGAGCCAUAUCUGUGCUAUUUCAAAGUAAUCAACAGAAACUCUGAUCUGCUUGUUGAGCCAGGAACCCUAACUCUGUAUCUAGUCAAAUCCAAGGAGACGAUGUCAACAAGUGCUACCUCUAACUGGGCUUUCAACUUUGCGCUUGCUUACUUCGUGCCCCCGGAAUUCGCGAACAUCACGUGGAAGGUGUACAUCCUGUCGGUUUUCUUUUGCACCGCCAUGUUCAUCCACGUCUUCUUCAUGUUUCCCGGGACUGCCUCCAAGACUCUGGAGGAGGUCGAUAACAUCUUCGAUGACUCUACCCCUGGCGCCCUGCGUCUUAUCGGUACCCCCGCAUGGAAGACUCAUGUUAACAAGGAUAUCCACCACACUGAGAGUGGUAACGUUGACCCGGAGAAGCUUGCUACUCUGAAUGCCUACCACGCCGAGGACAAGACUGCUGGUCUGCCUGAUGAGGCUCCAAAGGUCUAA